AUGGUUCGCGCGCACGUCCGCCGCAAGCCCAAAUACAAAUGCGUCGAGUGUAUGAACGUGUCGUACUGUACCGACUGCAGUGAGGACUCAAUGGCAGAAACACCCUUCAUCUGCAAGGAUUGCGUAAUCACGCACCCGGGAGCCCACAAUAUUCAUCGUAAAGUCCCGGAAAACGCCAAGGCAAAAGUGGUAAUGCUGCAGAUUACCGAUGAAGUUAAUGAUAUUGAGGCCGAUAUCGCCAACCAGCUCGGGGAAUUGAAGGAGACAAUCUGGAGGGUGGAGAAAGCGUACAAGAAUCGAAUUGUGACUGUUCGUGAUUUGCUGGAGGAGGCGGAGCAGGAAACGGUGAAGCAUGGAGCUGUCAAUGCAGAGACGCGUUCGCAAUUGUUGAAAGCUGCUGAAGAAGCGAAGGCGCGUGGACGGCUUCUACUUGCCCGUCUUAAGUUAAUCGAUGAAAACGCGCAAAACGUCUUUGCUUCCAACGGUGGUGAUCUCACUUAUGAAGGAGCUGUCCCGCUACGUGACGCCCUGCGCCUAGAAAUCUUGAAACAAAAACGCCUGGGCAAUCACGUGGCCAUGAUGGAGGCAAUCUCUGAAUUUCUCGAAGCCAGUAAUGGCCGAGUAACCCUGCGUGAAAUGCACCUGCUCUCGCGCGUUGUGCUCGAUCGGUUGGAGGUUAUCGGAACAUCGACGAAACGUAUGCACAAGUAUGGCAGUGAACCGAGAGUUGAUGAAAAUGCGAAUCAGCCUGGAGACUCUCCCCUCACCCUAAUUCGUUCGAUGAUCUCGGGAGUAGCUGGAGAUUUUCGUGCUGAAUGUGCAGAACUUCUAGACGCGCUUACUCGAAUUCAUGCACAUGCUGAUGUCAAUGUUAAGCAGCAUGUAGCAAAAAGCUUCGGCGGGAAAAUCGAGCCAUCGAUCGAUUAUGUCAUUGGCUUGAAGUAUGAGAAUUUUGGGAAAGAGAAACGAAGAAACUUGAGCCUUCAGAAAUUCUCCGAUCUACAAGUAAUUCUUUCUCGAUACCUUUUGGCGCUUCACGUAUGUGCCGUCUGGUUGAGUCUAAUUGACAACAACAAAGAGGAGAAGGCCGAUGUUCGUCAGCAACUUCGUGAUUGUAUUGAUGGGUAUAUGUACGCGGCCAAGGGUGGCCCAUUUACAUCCGGAGAAGCGAUUUUUACGAACUUCGCGUCGACUCUGACCGAGCUGGCCACCAAAUAUGCCCAGUUCAAGGGGGUGAAAGCGGUGCGGCGGCGUGUUGAUAAGAUCCUGAACAACUACUCAAGCACCCGGGCCCAACAAGCCUUCUUCGGCUCGCCCUCCCCAAGAACAAGACGUGCGGCCAGCCUCCGUGUCGCCUCAAAUCAACUCUGGCACAGCAUCUCCGAAGAAGAGCAUGCCAUUUCCGAU
Messenger RNA from Mesorhabditis spiculigera, 1407 nucleotides. Lineage: Eukaryota; Metazoa; Nematoda; Chromadorea; Rhabditida; Rhabditidae. The record is from the annotation of a GenBank genome assembly.